AUGGGGCACUUGCGAUGUAAUAUAAAGGAGAAGCUAUGCUUUGGCCUUGAUUUCGAGCAAGAAAUGCAAACAGCGGCAACGAGCUCAAGUUUAGAAAAAUCUUAUGAAAUACCUGAUGGUCAGGUUAUUACAUUUGGCAAUGAGCGAUUCAGAUGCCCUGAAGCACUCUUCCAACCUUCUUUUCUUGGUAUGGAGUCUACAGGUAUCCAUGAAACUUGUUACAAUUCAAUCAUGAAGUGUGAUGUUGAUAUCCGUAAGGAUCUUUAUGCCAACACUGUCCUCUCUGGUGGGUCAACCAUGUAUUCUGGUAUUGCUGACAGAAUGCCGAAAGAAAUCAUUGCCCGCCCUCCCACAAUGAAAAUUAAGGUUAUUGCUCCACCAGAAAGAAAGUACUCUGUCUGGAUUGGUGGCUCCAUUUUGGCCUCUCUUUCCACCUUCCAACAGAUGUGGAUCUCGAAACAAGAAUACGACGAAUCUGGACCUUCGAUUGUGCACAGGAAAUGCUUCUAGAUUGCUUUUGACGUUUAACAGUUAAUUAAAAAUAUAUGAUAGAGUUGGUUUGUUUUUAUUGUUUUUCGAACGCUUUCGUAUCAAAGGUCCGCAUUAAAAAAAAGGAAAAUAUUAUGGAGUUUGUUGACUAACGUAGCAUCAAAGUUGAAAUAGAUAAAGCCUUUGUUGGUUUUA
Messenger RNA from Xenia sp. Carnegie-2017, 684 nucleotides. Its product is annotated as actin, cytoskeletal 3-like. The record is from RefSeq and is a predicted model, not a curated record. Lineage: Eukaryota; Metazoa; Cnidaria; Anthozoa; Malacalcyonacea; Xeniidae.